AUGUUGCGACAAGGACACCUCAAAGAGUUGCUAAGCGACCGGGGAAGGACCAACUUUGCCAGAGGACACGAGAAACACCAAGGAUGGCCAAAACCACCCUCGCCAUCAUGUACCAUCCACAUGAUCAUUGGAGAAAGUGAUGGCUCAUCCAUUAACAGCGUGAAAUUCACCACCACCCACAAUCUUAAGCGGUCAAUCACCCGCGAACGGCAUGACAAACUCGUCGAAAGUAUUAUCUUUGAUAAGUUAGACACCAACGGUUUGACCUUUCCUCACAAUUAUGCCCUCGUUAUUACCUUACAAAUUUCAGAUGCCGAUGUGAGACGCAUUAUGGUAGAUGACGGGAGCGGCACGUGCAUUAUCCAUCCUCCAGUACUUGCACAAAUGAAACUCGAAGAUAAGAUAGUGGCGCGCUGCAUCACACUAAUUGGUUUUAACAAUGCAGUUGAGUAA
Messenger RNA from Nicotiana attenuata, 453 nucleotides. RefSeq lists its product as uncharacterized. The transcript has a single exon. The record is from RefSeq and is a predicted model, not a curated record. The coding region runs from base 1 to 453 and encodes 150 amino acids. Lineage: Eukaryota; Viridiplantae; Streptophyta; Magnoliopsida; Solanales; Solanaceae.